Messenger RNA from Ceratosolen solmsi marchali, 516 nucleotides. It is a transcript of the gene Sf3b5, whose product is annotated as splicing factor 3B subunit 5. The record is from RefSeq and is a predicted model, not a curated record. Lineage: Eukaryota; Metazoa; Arthropoda; Insecta; Hymenoptera; Agaonidae. The transcript has 2 exons. Gene Ontology annotation, cellular component: U2 snRNP; precatalytic spliceosome. Gene Ontology annotation, biological process: mRNA splicing, via spliceosome. Bases 174 to 431 code for a protein of 85 amino acids.
UACUUAAUUCAAUUUUGCCGGGCAAGUAAUGUAUAUAAAUACGAAAUUAUUCGGAGGUUAUGUUUAACGUGAAAGUUAAUACGAAGGCGUUCUUAUGAAUAGUUUCACAGUAUUAUUAGGAAAAAAGAUUUGUACUUAGAAAACAUAUCUUUGAGUAUUUAAAGGUAUUUAAAAUGGGGGAGCGAUAUACUAUUCACACUCAGUUGGAGCAUCUUCAAUCUAAAUACAUUGGAACUGGUCAUGCUGACACAACUAAAUUUGAAUGGCUUGUAAAUCAACAUAGAGACUCUUGUAGUUCUUACAUGGGUCAUUAUGAUCUGUUAAAUUUCUUUUCUAUUGCCGAAAAUGAAGCUAAAGCCCGAGUUCGUUUCAAUCUUAUGGAAAAAAUGUUACAACCCUGUGGUCCACCACCAGAAAAGCCAGAAGAUUAAUGUGUAGUUUGUUUAUGUUUAAGUGUAUAAAAAAAACAUUUUAUUUAAUUAAGAAUCAAUAAAAAUAUAUUUGUACUAUAAUGAA